UGGGCAUAUGUCUAAUUUAUGGUUUUAUGUGCUUUGUUUUUUACAGCACUCAGCAGUCCAAGGUUCAACACCUGAGUUACACUCUGAUAAUGCAUGUCAUGGCAUUGUUACAAAGAGUAACACCUUGGACCUCUAUUGCAAUGUUGGAUUCAAAAUAGUUGUGAAAAAUAUAUAUGCACAUUCCAAACCGAAAUCAUCAAACUGCCCGCAACUACAAACCAAAAAUGAUGUAGAUAUGUCAUGUUGUACAUAUGAUGAAAACGACUGCAGUCUGCCGUACAACGGUUCCUCUAUCGACUCCUAUCAUGAUUGUACCGGCAAAUCUGCUUGUAGCAAAAGAGCGUCUUGGAUGGAAUCAUCUUCCAUCUGCAACACAUCUGUCUAUAUGGAUAAAACAAAUUACAUGACGAUCGACUACUACUGCAUACCAGAUAACACCUUGGAUCCUUGCUCAGAUGUAACAAUCUUCGCCCCGGAAAUCUUUAUAUAUAAACAACGUCAAUCUAAGUUUCAGUGCAACUGUUUAUUGGAGCCUAUGUGUAAAAUGAACUACAUGAUAAACAUCCUUAUGCUCAGUGGAGGGAACCAAGACGAAGAUAUCUGCAAACAAAUAAAUAUCUUCACACCAAAUAACCCAAAAGCAUUAACCGAGUCUUGUAACAUAACCAAGGAAACUCUUCCUUCUACUUUGUUUAAUGAAUUCGAAACGAUGUUGUCCGUGAAGUUCAUCAAUAAUAAUACUGAUCCUAGAGGACUUCUACUGAUUCAGAUUAAUGGAAUGUCGCAAACAGGAGAAUUCAAGUUUACUUGUGGGAAGCCUGCGUUCAGUCGUCGUCGAAUGACCUCAGGCAAUACACCAAGUUGUAAAACACUGGAUACAACAACUGUUGAAACUGACAAAGACAAACUUAUGGAGGUCAGGAACUGCAACAGGACACACGCACUUGAAUGCAAAGACCCUCUAUGUUUGCCUGGAUGGAAUCUUGACCGCUUUUUCUACAUUUGCCUGGACUUGGAUAUGACUAUUUCUGAAGGUUUUUGCGCUGUAUACAGUGAGCAUGCAGGAAUAAUCUCAUUCAGUGAACAUUCUCUUUGCGAAAGAUUCAACGCCAGCUGUCCAAAAAAGCCCUACAGUGUAUCUGAAAUUAAAAAAUACCCAACCUGCAUGCGAGUUGACACGGAGAACAAAUGUUACCUCGAUGCUCCAAAUUGCUGGAAGUUAAGACACGAUGGUUCAGAAUCUGAGAAGACUUCCACAAAAGAACACAAAACGAAUGAGUGCAAUUUACAAUGGCCUAGAAACGGAUGGCAUUGUGCUGUGUACAUUGUAUUCCUAUUAAUAAUAUCCUAACCUCAGAGCACAUUUGAACUAAAUAAACAUUCAUUUGAAUUUAGGAUUAUUCAUUUUAUAAUGCACAUUAUAUUUUUAUUAUAGGUAAUAGGGAUAAUAAAAUACAUAAUCAAUUUAUUCUAUAUUCCGAGAGCUACUGUGAAUUAUUUUUUUCGGACUUUUAAAUUCCACACUAGUAGAAACUAAACAUAUGAAAAGUGUAAUCAACCUUACCUAUCUGGAAUCUUUUAAAAGCUACUGAAAUUUAAAGUAACAAUAAUGAAAAAAAGAAGUUCUGUCAGGUAUUGAAAAAUUAAAUCAAACAAAAUUAAUGUGAUAU
Messenger RNA from Saccostrea cuccullata (small rock oyster), 1670 nucleotides. RefSeq lists its product as uncharacterized. The record is from RefSeq and is a predicted model, not a curated record. The transcript has 10 exons. The coding region runs from base 8 to 1351 and encodes 447 amino acids. Lineage: Eukaryota; Metazoa; Mollusca; Bivalvia; Ostreida; Ostreidae.